This is a messenger RNA of Eimeria mitis, 2313 nucleotides long. RefSeq lists its product as uncharacterized. The record is from RefSeq and is a predicted model, not a curated record. Gene Ontology annotation, molecular function: triacylglycerol lipase activity. NCBI's taxonomy places the organism in Eukaryota, Apicomplexa, Conoidasida, Eucoccidiorida, Eimeriidae. The coding region runs from base 1 to 2313 and encodes 770 amino acids. The transcript has 7 exons. Gene Ontology annotation, biological process: lipid metabolic process.
AUGUAUGCACACUUCAGGUCGGUUGCGACCAGACCGGAGGGCCCUCGAUGCCUUGACCAGCAGCAGCAGCAGCAGCAGCAGCAGCAGCAGCAGAAGCAGCAGCAGCAGCAGCAGCUGCUGCAGCAAGCGACACAACUCCAGCAGCAUAGUGCCGCUAACACCUCAAAACAGCAGCAUCGCCACCAGACAAAGCCGGUGCAGCAGCAGCAGCAGCAGCAGCAGCAGCAACAGCAGCAGCAGCAACAGCAACAGCAGCACCAGCGCAAAGCCGGGGCAGCAGCCCUAGCAGCAGCAACAGCAGCAGCAGCAGCUAAAACAGCAGCAGCAACAGCUGCAGCAGCAAAACCAACACCACCACCAAAACAACAGCAGCAAGGUCACCACCACCACCACCACCACCACCAACACAAACAGCAGCAGCAGCAGCAGAUUCAAACGGCAGACAAAGACAGAGACAGGAGACUCCUUGUCUUGGGGGGAAACAGCAGCAACCGCAGCAACAGCAGCAGCAGAAACUGCAGCAGCAGCAAGAAUACAGCAGCAGCAGCAGCAGCAGAUGGUUCGCAAGGCAGCAACCGCAGCAACAGCAGCAGCAGAAACUGCAGCAGCAGCAAGAAUAACAACAAGAACAGCAAGAGCAGCAACAGCAGCAACAACAGCCGAACGAACAACAGCAGCAACAACAACAACAGCAGCAGCAGCAGCAGCAACAGCAGCAGCAACACCAACACCAACUGCAACAACAACAAAACCACCAACAGCAGCAACAGCAGCAACAGCAGCAGCAGCAGCAGCAGCAGCAGCUGCAGCAGCAGCUCUCCUAUUGGAUCAGAAGAAUAUAAAGAUUGUGUAGAGUCUGUCUCUAUCGAUGUGUCUCCUUUUUGUUGUUUGUCUCCUGGGGGCCCCCCGGGGCCCCCCCUGGGGCCCCCUGGUGCCCCCCCGGGGGCCCCCCCUGGGGGCCCCCCGGGGGCCCCCCCUGGGUCCCCUGCUGGGUGUUUGUCUGCUGAUAGUGUUGCAGCAGCAGCAGCAGCAGCGUCAGCACUAGCUGAGGAGACAGCAGCAGCAACAGCAGCAGGAGUGAAUCUGCUAGAUAUAGCUUUUGAGGUGCAGCAGGAUGUGGGGCUGUCUCCGUUUCAGCAGCAGGUUGCUGCUCGUCGUGCUGUUGCUGCUGCACUGGAGCAGCAGCAGCAAAAGUUUAGGGGCCGCAGCAGAAAGGGGCGUCUCCUUUGGGCAGCAGGAAGAGUGUAUAGAGGAGACACCCACUUUCUUUUUGGUUUGCCUCUCUUCUGUCUCCUUUGCUGCUGUCUCUGCGUUGAGCUGCUGCUCUAUUUUCUCGUGCUGCUGCUCUCCAGGCUGCUGGAGGUCUCCUUCUUUAGGCUACAGUCAGCAGCAACCAGGUUCAAACGCAUGCACCAGCAGCAGCACCAGCAGCAACAGCAGCAGCAGCAGCAGGAGCAGGAGCAGCAGCAGGAGCAGCAGCAGGAGCAGCAGCAGCAGCAGCAGCAGGAGCAGCAGCAGGAGCAGGAGCAGCAGCAGCAGCAGCAGCAGGAGCAGCAACAGCAGCAGCAGCAGGAGCAGCAGCAGCAGCAGGAGCAGCAGCAGCAGCAGCAAGGGUCUAAGCGUUCAAAUGAUGUGGGGGUGUCUCCUGCUGCUGGAGAGACAGCAGCAGCAGCAGCAGCAGCAGAAGGCGUUGCUGCUGCUGCUGUUGGUGCUGUGUCAGCAGCAACAGCAGCAACAACUGCAGCAGUAACAGCAGCAACAGCAGCAGCAGCAACUGCAGCAGCAGCAACAGCAGCAACAGCAACAGCAGCAACAGCAGCAGCAACAGCAGCAGCAGCAGCAGCACCAUCGGGGAGUUCUAAGAUAAAGGCCUGGCUGCAUGCAUCCCUGCGUUUGCUGCUGCUGCUGCUGCGUUCUCCUCUGCUGCUGCUGCAGUAUAUACGUGGGAGCAGCAGCAGCAGCAGCAGCAGCAACAGCAGCAGGAACGGCAGCAGCAGGAACGUAUCUCCGUGUGUAUUGAAGCAGCAGCUGGAGAGCUGCUGCAGCUACGCUGCUUUUGCUGCUGCAGCAGCAGAACUAGAUGCAGCAACAGGCAGAGAUGAAUGGAAAAAGAGAGAAGACAGCCACCUAUACGACGCACAAACAACAAAACAAAUAUUAAAAAAUAUAAAAACAGCAAGACAAAGACAAGAGCCACUCAAAAUUGCUGCUGCUGCUGCUGAAGCUUUCAGAGGAUGCGCACAAGCUGCAGCACAAGAAGCCCUAUACAGCUCAACCCGCAGCUGCGUUUGCUGCUGCGAGAGACAACGCUAG